UUCGUUGAAGUACGAUCUAUUAUGCUUCAAUCGACCAUUGUUGACGCGUCUUCUCAGCUCAAAACAGACUCCAAAACUGCUAAGACGUUGGAUUUGAAAAAAGAAAUUCCCCAAACAGAAGAAAAGAACUCCAAAAAUGACCAAGUACUACAAAAAGUUGAGAAAAAUGCGACUCCCGAGAAAAGACUUUCAAAUGGCUCUCCUGAUCUCAAUGUUGGUCCAAAUAUUUCAUUUGAGUGGAAGCCGCUUUAUAAAGGUUUUCCUGUUGAUCCUAUGGGACAAACUUUUCUCCGUAUGCCGCACAUCUGCCACACAGUCCAGGCACAAAUGCGCCAGGAAAAUAUGCAAAAAAUCAAGCGGCCAAUGAACGCAUUCAUGAUCUGGGCGCGGCUGAAUCGAUCCACGAUUGCAAAAAGAUAUCCUUACGCGAAUAACGCCGAAAUUUCAGUGAAGCUGGGUGAAAUUUGGAACGAUCUUUCGACAGAACAACAAAAGCCGUACUUCGACGAAGCUACUCGGUUAAAGGAGAAACAUAAAAUGGAAUUUCCUAACUGGGUGUAUCAACCUCGUCCUGCGAAAAAGCGUAUGAUGGAAAUAUCCUGCUCACCAGUGAAGACUAUGAAUUCGCCUCAAAAGCAAAAUUGCCAAGCUACAACCGAUGUGAUGUCACCUCCUUCUCAUUUCACGCAUGCCCAUUCCUUUUGCUCUCAAAGCAGCCAUCCAAUUAUAACUCAGGCGCUCCCAACCACGAUUCUUUCACCUACAAGCUACUGCGGGUCGCAACGAGACGGCACUACCCUAAACCACGGACUUGUCAAACAAAUGUUUCAAGCACAGAGUCUAGAAACACGCGUUAAAUCGAACAGUGAAAGCAUUCCCACUGAACUCAAACCUAAAGCUGAUGACUGGCUUGACGGCGAGUACCGGAAAGUUGAAUCAGGAGGGUGCCAGUCUAGUCAACACCAGGGAGGGAGUGAGAGAGAUUUUGUUAGAGAAGACGCAAUGUUGACUUCAGCGAAAGUGUCCGAAGAAGUCGAAGUUGAAGAGCUUAACUAUGAUAGCUGUGAACUAGAUAAAUAUCUAGCUGGUUUGGACGAGACUAUUAAACAAAGUUUAGAAAAGCUUAACGAGUGUCCUGAUGACCUUGAUUUGCUCGAAGAUGAUUUGGAUGAGAAAUUUGCAGAGCUUGACGAUGAUGACGAUCUUUGAUUAAAUAAUUCUGAAGAUUUCUGAACAAUUAUAUACAUAGAUGUAGUAUAAAAUAUAGUGUAGUAUAUUACUAAUUGAAUUAAUUAUUCCAUUUUAUUUAUCCUUUAUUUUAGUUUGAUUUUGUCAUCGAUCUUGUGAAAUCGCAAAUUGUGCCGAUUAACGGCUAAACAAUGGUAUAAUAAAGUAUAGC
Molecule: messenger RNA, 1399 nt
Organism: Exaiptasia diaphana
Lineage: Eukaryota; Metazoa; Cnidaria; Anthozoa; Actiniaria; Aiptasiidae
Product: transcription factor egl-13
Exons: 1
Coding region: 22-1209 (395 amino acids)
Source: RefSeq, a predicted model, not a curated record